Messenger RNA from Piliocolobus tephrosceles (Ugandan red Colobus), 3899 nucleotides. It is a transcript of the gene DMTF1, whose product is annotated as cyclin D binding myb like transcription factor 1. The record is from RefSeq and is a predicted model, not a curated record. Gene Ontology annotation, molecular function: RNA polymerase II cis-regulatory region sequence-specific DNA binding; DNA-binding transcription factor activity, RNA polymerase II-specific. The transcript has 19 exons. Gene Ontology annotation, cellular component: nucleus. The coding region runs from base 429 to 2714 and encodes 761 amino acids. Gene Ontology annotation, biological process: regulation of transcription by RNA polymerase II. Lineage: Eukaryota; Metazoa; Chordata; Mammalia; Primates; Cercopithecidae.
GCUGGGGGCGGGGCGCGGCUGCAGCUCCGUUUCCGGUGGCUUGUCGCGCUCGCUCACUCCAGCUGCAGCCACUCUCGCCCGUGCCUGCUUCCUCCAUCCUGGUAUUUUUUGGAGCCUCCAUCCUGGUUCUUCCAAAGUGCCCGGACCCAAAACAGGAAUUGAUAGGCUCACCCCAAAAUAUGCUUUUUGGGACUGAUUUAGCACCUGCAUAUUCUGCGUGAAUCUCUUUAAUUGGUUGCAGUUGAGCUAAUGGUGGAGCCAAAAUGCUAUUGCCCUGUCUUCAUCAACAUUUAAUCAAGUGUUGCAGAGAUAGGAACAUGGGAGAGAAACAAUCUGGAUAACAUGAAAGUGAUGCUGGUGGCUAAGGGAAGGCAACUUGAUUCUGUGGGAAGGGCUGUAGCUGAUCCAUCCGUUGUCUAGAUUUGAGUAUGAGCACAGUGGAAGAGGAUUCUGACACAGUAACAGUAGAAACUGUGAAUUCUGUGACUUUGACUCAGGACACAGAAGGGAAUCUCAUUCUUCACUGCCCUCAGAAUGAAGCGGAUGAAAUAGACUCAGAAGAUAGUAUUGAACCUCCACAUAAAAGGCUUUGUUUGUCCUCUGAGGAUGAUCAGAGUAUUGAUGAUUCUACUCCUUGCAUAUCAGUUGUUGCACUUCCACUUUCAGAAAAUGAUCAGAGCUUUGAGGUGACCAUGACUGCGACCACAGAGGUAGCAGAUGAUGAGGUUACUGAGGGGACUGUGACACAGAUCCAGAUUUUGCAGAAUGAGCAACUAGAUGAAAUAUCUCCCUUGGGUAAUGAGGAAGUUUCAGCAGUUAGCCAAGCAUGGUUUACAACUAAAGAAGAUAAGGAUUCUCUGACUAAUAAAGGACAUAAAUGGAAACAGGGGAUGUGGUCCAAGGAAGAAAUUGAUAUUUUGAUGAACAAUAUUGAACGCUAUCUGAAGGCACGCGGAAUAAAAGAUGCUACAGAAAUCAUCUUUGAGAUGUCAAAAGACGAAAGAAAAGAUUUCUACAGGACUAUAGCAUGGGGUCUGAACCGGCCUUUGUUUGCAGUUUAUAGAAGAGUGCUUCGCAUGUAUGAUGACAGAAACCAUGUGGGAAAAUAUACACCUGAAGAAAUUGAGAAGCUCAAGGAGCUCCGGAUAAAGCAUGGCAAUGACUGGGCAACAAUAGGGGCGGCGCUAGGAAGAAGUGCAUCUUCUGUCAAAGAUCGGUGCCGACUGAUGAAGGAUACUUGCAACACAGGGAAGUGGACAGAAGAAGAAGAAAAGAGACUCGCAGAAGUGGUUCAUGAGUUGACAAGCACUGAGCCAGGUGACAUUGUCACACAGGGUGUAUCUUGGGCAGCUGUGGCUGAACGAGUAGGUACCCGCUCAGAAAAGCAAUGUCGUUCUAAAUGGCUCAACUACCUGAAUUGGAAACAGAGUGGAGGUACUGAAUGGACCAAGGAAGAUGAAAUCAAUCUCAUCCUCAGGAUAGCAGAACUUGAUGUAGCUGAUGAAAAUGACAUUAACUGGGAUCUGUUAGCUGAGGGAUGGAGUAGUGUCCGUUCACCACAAUGGCUACGGAGUAAAUGGUGGACCAUCAAAAGGCAAAUUGCAAACCAUAAGGAUGUUUCGUUCCCCGUCUUAAUAAAAGGUCUUAAACAGUUACAUGAGAACCAAAAAAACAACCCAACGCUUUUGGAGAAUAAAUCAGGAUCUGGAGUUCCAAACAAUAAUACCAAUUCCAGUGUACAGCAUGUUCAGAUAAGAGUUGCCCGCUUGGAAGAUAAUACAGCCAUCUCUUCUAGCCCCAUGGCAGCAUUGCAGAUUCCAGUCCAGAUCACCCAUGUUUCUUCAACAGACUCUCCUGCUGCUACCGUUGACUCAGAAACAAUAACACUAAACAGUGGAACACUACAGACAUUUGAGAUUCUUCCAUCUUUCCAUCUACAGCCCACUGGCACUCCAGGCACCUACCUGCUUCAAACAAGCUCAAGCCAAGGCCUUCCCCUAACUCUGACUGCUAGUCCCACAGUAACCCUGACAGCUGCUGCUCCUGCUUCUCCUGAACAGAUCAUUGUUCAUGCUUUAUCCCCAGAACAUUUGUUGAACACAAGUGAUAAUGUUACAGUGCAGUGUCACACACCAAGAGUCAUCAUUCAGACUGUUGCCACAGAGGACAUCACUUCUUCCAUAUCCCAAGCAGAACUGACAGUAGAUAGUGAUAUUCAGUCAUCUGAUUUUCCUGAGCCUCCAGAUGCCCUAGAAGCAGACACUUUCCCAGAUGAAAUUCAUCACCCUAAGAUGACUGUGGAGCCGUCAUUUAAUGAUGCUCAUGUAUCCAAAUUCAGUGACCAAAAUAGCACAGAACUGAUGAACAGUGUUAUGGUCAGAACAGAAGAAGAAAUUUCUGACACCGACCUUAAACAAGAGGAAUCAUCCUCUGAUUUAGCCAGCGCUUAUGUUACCGAGGGUUUAGAGUCUCCCACUAUAGAAGAACAAGUUGAUCAAACAAUUGAUGAUGAAACAAUACUUAUCGUUCCUUCACCACAUGGCUUUAUCCAGACAUCUGAUGUUAUAGAUACUGAAUCUGUCUUGCCUUUGACAACACUAACAGAUCCCAUACUCCAACAUCAUCAGGAAGAAUCAAAUAUCAUUGGAUCAUCCUUGGGCAGUCCUGUUUCAGAAGAUUCAAAGGAUGUCGAAGAUUUGGUAAACUGUCAUUAGGGUAAUUCUUAGAAAUAGGCAGUUCAAGCAAAGAAGCCACACUGUCUUCAAAGAAAUAGGAGCAACCCCCAAGAGGCUUAAUUUACCAAUUUAAAUAGCCACAGUGCUUAAGCCACACAUUGUUGCUGCUAUGACUUCUUACCUCCUUUAAAUACAUCAUCUGAGGUUGAGUUUUAUGACAUUGUGUAGUUGAGUGGAGGCUGGGAGUUUUAAGCAAAAAUCCCUAUGUUUAAUGUUACAUGGCAAUAAGGAAUUUCAUUCACUUCAGCCACUAAGAAAAGUUUAGAAUCACGAAAGCUUAACUGCUGUGGUUUAAAAUACAGUUUCUCUAAAGAUCAGACAUGGCACUGUCUCCUUUCAAGUAAGCCUGGUUGUAGUUUGGAUAAGUCAUUUCAACAUGGUCUAGAGCUUACCGGUGAUCUUCUGAUCUUCAAGAAGAUUAAGUUUGAGACUUGACCAGCAUACAAAUACAGAGACCUAGGAGGUGGUCUUCUGGUGGUUACGUUUUGAUUAACCCAUUGCUGGCAGUGGGAGCUGAUUUAGGCAGGGUAAACAGGAAAGCAUUAAAAGAGUUAAAAUUCACUACAGGUUUUUUGUUACUUUUAAAGGGAAUAUGGAUAAGCAUAGUAACAAAACCCACCAAAAUCUAAGCAGUUUUCACCCCCUCAGAAACCACUGUCAUUAGUUUACAAAGUUAGCACUUUGAAGUAAAACUAAAUGAGGAAGGAAGUAAUGUUACCUAUCCUUGAUACCAUGACCAUUUAUUACAUGUUUUGCAACAUAAAUUACCCAGAAAAUCGUUUGUCAUCCACUUAGUGUGUUAGGUGGUGGGGUACAAUAUAACCUCUCAUCUCAGGCAAUUUUUAAAAAAACAGUAUUUGCUUCUAUAAUGAAACAAAUCUAAGAGUCAUUCCUAUACUACAGAAGGGUUAAGGCAAAGGUAGCCUUUUGGGCUUUUUAAUGAAUAUGACCCCUAUAGAAAAGUCAAGGGAAAAAAAAAAAAAAAAAACCUAUGUAUAAAUUAUUUUAUUUAUUAUUGUAAUUAGAUCUUCACAAAGUUGUCUUUUCACUGUCUGUUUUGUUAACGUGAAAUUAAAUUGUAGUUAUAAGCAAAAGUCGGUUGCCUAGGGAACAACUGUAUAUUCAGUUUAACAGAAAUAAAAGAAUAUUUGUCUUAAAAUGCAA